This is a messenger RNA of Paramormyrops kingsleyae, 6548 nucleotides long. Lineage: Eukaryota; Metazoa; Chordata; Actinopteri; Osteoglossiformes; Mormyridae. The record is from RefSeq and is a predicted model, not a curated record.
CGCCCGCCCGCUGGGGAGACGCGCUGGACCCGAGCGCGAGAGGGAGAGCGCGCCAAUGUGACAGCUGAAAAAAAUAAAACAGCGACGCGCACACGUACACGCACACGCGCAGCCACACACGCGAGCACUGACGCGCAGGGACGUGCACACCCGCGUACUGACACACGGAGGCGCACACGCACCCGCAGAAACAUGCGGCGCGGCGCCUAGGCGGCCCCCAGGCCGGGAGCUCACAUCGAACGGCGGGCGAGCCAGGCCAUUCUCCUGGCUGACCUUUUGUGUAUACGCCUGUCUGUGCAGUGGUUGACCUUUUGUGUAUACGCCUGUCUGUGCAGUGGUUGACCCUUUGUUUAUAUGCCUGUCUGUGCAGUGGCUGACCCUUUGUGUAUACGCCUGUCUGUUCAGUGGCUGAACCUUUGUGUAUACGCCUGUCUGUGCAGUGGCUGAACCUUUGUGUAUAUGCCUGUCUGUGCAGUGGCUGAACCUUUGUGUAUACGCCUGUCUGUGCAGUGGCUGAACCUUUGUGUAUACGCCUGUCUGUGCAGUGGCUGACCCUUUGUGUGUAUGCCUGUCUGUGCAGUGGCUGACCCAUUGUGUGUACGCCUGUCUAUGCAGUGGCUGACCCUUUGUCUGUACGCCUGUCUGUAGAGUGGCUGACCCUUUGUGUAUAUGCCUGUCUGUGCAGUGGCUGACCCUUUGUGUAUAUGCCUGUCUGUGCAGUGGCUGACCCUUUGUCUGUACGCUUGUCUGUGCAGUGGCUCUGGAGCCUUGUGCUAUGUAGACCACCAGCACGCCUGUGGGUAGGUGGACUGUGGCCUUAGGGGACCAUGGAGCCGGCAGAGCGCUCCCCUUCCCCCAGCAGUGCCCCGGGUCAGAUGACGGUUCCCGGACCCUCCCUCUCACCCUUGGCACAGGACCUGGCACCUCCUGCAAGUGUUGGCAGCACCUUACAGAGAUCCUUUUCUCCAGUAACAAGGGAGGAACCGAAUGAUAGCGGUGGAGUAACUGACAAGAGUGGGGAAGGGAGCGGUGGCGCCCCCUAUGGGCCAGAAGCAGGCGGCACGUCACCGAAGGUUCUCCGGCCCUCAGCCUUCCUGUCCUCCCAGGCCUGGGACUCCGACUCGGAGAAGGAAAUGCUCGAGGAGGAGCUACAGCACUUUUCGAACCCUCACGGUCUGGCAGCUCACAGCCCUGGGCCCAUGCUGCAGUCCCCUUCCUCGGGAACCCAGCAAGACCGAACCAUGGGGGAGACGGACGAAGUGUCUGAGAGGAAAGAGCACGUAGCCCUGGAGGAUGCAGAGAGGUGGGACCGGGCCGGGCCAGGCCCACGGUGUGACGAGUCAAAAACUGUACAGCCCGGAUCACCAGACUCGGAGGAAGACGGCGUCAGGCAGGGGGUGACCGCUGAGCCCGCUGAGCCGCUGCCUUCCAAAGCUAAACCAAAGGAGGUCCGGGUGAAGGGGCCCGGGAACAGCGAGAAGCAGAGGGAGGAGGCAGCAACGCUGGACGUGUACAGCUUCCCCGGGGACUCGGACCCCGAGAGCCCCCCUCCGGCACCCUGGGCCCACUGCACCUUCACCCAGCGCCGGAGGAGGAAGCGGGUCUUGCUGAGACCCUUCUCAGGCCUUGGAUCGCCUCACUGCGUGACACCAGGGGCGGGAAGGCGGGCCAAAGGCCGGGAGGGGGCGGGGCUCGCCCUGGAAAGCGCGCCCCUCGGGAAUACGGAGGAGGGACAAGAUGGUGGCAUGGGGGGGGCCGCCGAGGAGGUGGAGACGGUGGUGAGCAAAGACGCGCCCGACCAGGACGUCUUCACGUGCGUGGAAUGUAGCAUCUAUUUCAAGAAGCAGGUUCACCUGCGGGAGCACAUGCAGCAGCACUGCCAAAGCGGGGGGCGGGGCCGCUGGGCGCCGGAGGGGGCGGGCGUGGGCCUGGGGUGCAGCGAGUGCGGCUGGGAGCUGGAGGACAGCGUGGCGUUGGAGGAGCACCGCAGGCAGCACCAGGAGUCACGCAAGAAGAUCCUAGAGGAGAUCAGCAAGCUGGACGAGGAGGGAGUGAAGGGCACCUGUACGGCACAGGGGGGCCCCGAUCACAGUGACAGCCAGCGGGGAAGGGGCCCACAGCCCCGCCCCAUGGGGGGCCACAGGGGCCUGUCUUCCUCCCUGCCCUCGGAUGUGGCCCUUAGCCGGUCGGCGUGUGCGGACAUGUGGGCCAACAGCUUGGAGGAGGAGGACUACCCAGGGACCAGCAAAGACCUGCUCAAUCCCACCCACCCCCCGAUCACCCCCGGCAACAGCACUGGGCCCCCAUCCCUCCCUCUGCCCGCGGCUGCCCAUCAGACAGGUCUGGCUGGCCCCAAAGCGGGGCUCUCCGCCAAAGGCAGCUCCCAGCUGUUCCCGGCCCCCGGGAGUGUGGCCCCUGGGCUUUGCCGCAGGGACGUGGCGUUUAAGAGCAUUGGGAACAGAAGGGGAGGGAGAAGAGGGGACGAUGGGGCGAGGGCAGCUGUUCUCACGCCAAAGCCCGAACUGUCAGCUUACGAGUUGGGAGAUUCGCAGAAACAGGACCAAACUGUGGGGCUUGGGGGCUCCAAGAUGGCCUCAGAGGGGCCACUGUCUGCCCCUAGCGCACUUUGGCUCCCAGACUCUGUGCAGGUGCCCACCUCGGCCGUGCGGCUGAAGCGCACUUUCUCUGACAGCCUCCGGGUGGCGGCAGAGAGCCUGGAGCUGACCCGGAGUCAGCGGUUCCAGCUCAGACAUGCGGUCCCCCUCGUGCUCAUUGAGUCUCUCCACUUCAGCCCUCGACCUUGCUUCUCUGGCGCCAGCCUUAAGAUGAGCAGCAGGGCGAUUGGGAAAUCCUCUCUGCUGGUGAAGGAUAUCUUUACCUUUUCCCUGAAAAAUAAGGGUAAAGAAGCCAAUGACGACGAAGAGGAGGAGGAGGAGGAAGAGGAUGAUGAUGAGGAGGAGGUGGACCACGAGUUUAAUGACGACGAUGAAGAGAAUUUGUUUUUGUCAGACGAGAUUCUGGGAGAGGAGGCAGGGAUGUUGAAGAACGUAGAGAGGAAGUGCCCUUACUGCCCUGACCGCUUUCACAACGGCAUCGGCCUGGCCAAUCACGUGCGAGGCCACCUCAAUCGCGUAGGUGUCAGUUACAACGUCCGGCACUUCAUCUCCCCGGAGGAGGUCAAUGCCAUCGAGAGGAAGUUCUCAUACCAGAAAAAGAGGAAGAAAGUGGCCAACUUCGACCCAGACACCUUCAGCCUCAUGCGCUGCGAGUUCUGCAGCGCCGGGUUCGACACGCGCGCCGGCCUGUCCAGCCAUGCGCGUGCACACCUGCGUGAUUUCGGGAUCACCAACUGGGAGGUCACCGUGUCGCCCAUCAACAUCCUGCGGGAGCUGUUCUCCAGCCGGCCGGACCUGACUCUCCCGACCGGGCCCCCCCGAAGCUCGCCUGUCCAUGGCCCUGACCUGGAGGAUGACUGGGACAUGCCAGGGGCCAGCGGGAUUGGCGCCGUGGGCAGUGCGCUGUCAUCUUUGUCGCCAUCCCCGACCCUACCAACAGCACAAGUGGAAGGUGAAGAAGACGACCAGAUGCCAGAUGUGGAGGAUGAUGUGACCGGGCUUCCUGGGAGCAGUAGUGCUGCCGCCUCGGACCUUGGGACUACAGACUCCCCGUCGACUGAGGACCCUGACGACAAAGCUGAGAGCGCCGGCAGCCUGCUGAAAUGCGAAGUGUGCGCCGCCCCCUUCGAGACGCGGCGGGGCCUGUCCAGCCACGCCCGCUCGCACCUGCGGCAGCUGGGUGUGGGCGUAUCGGAGAGCAGCGGGGCACCCAUCGACCUGCUCUACCAGCUCAUCAAGGAGCGCGAUGGCCGCUUCUCCCCUCCCCCCACCCCACCAUCCGUGGCCAAGAAGCCUCACGGCGGGGGUCCUGUGCCACGGAAAGAAGCCACGGGAGGGGCAGUGUCUGGAAAGGGGGCCGUCUCUGAGCACAGAGCCGCCCUCCUCUCCCCAUUGGUCCCCGGUGACAAAGCACCGCCCUCUGGGGCCCGGGCCUCCUCACCAAUGGUGUUCACGAAGUCCCGCUCGGCAUCUCCCGUGUUGCGGAAAGCCCCCAUCUCCUCCCUGCUCCCUGCCUCCUCCCCUCUGCGUUCCCUGGAGUCCAAGCCUGGCCCUGUGAAGCCCCCCUCUGCCUCCAUUGCCUCGCCGGCCCCUACCAAGCCUUUUUGGGCCCCACAGGAAACGGAUGCCCCCUUGAACCUGACCUCCGUUGAAGGGGAAUCCAGCAAGGACAUCGUGUGUCAGCUGUGUGGGGCCUGGUUCGAGACGCGCAAGGGCCUGUCCAGCCACGCCAGGGCGCACCUGCGUCACUUCGGGGUGGUGGACGCCGAGACCAAGGGCUCCCCCAUCGACUACCUGAACCAGCUCAUCCACACCGACGACUUCAAGCACAGAGCCGGCGGCCUGCUGCCCAACCUGCUGGAGGUGGGCUCCGCUCCCAUCCUCUCCCCACCUUCCUCCUCGCCCUCCUCCAAGCGCCUGUACCUGUCCUCGUCUUCCGGAGGGCUGCACAAGGCCAUCUCGCACGGGCCAAAGAGUCCCAGCGCCUCUCUGGGUCCCCCCACCAAGCGGCCCAAGCCUUCGGCACACGAGAGGGCCGCCCUGCAGGUCUUCCGUCUGAGUGGCAGUGAGCUGUCACCCCUCACGCAUGGUGAGCCGUCUAAGGAGAUCGGCUGCGAGUUCUGCGGGGAGUACUUCGAGAACCGCAAGGGCCUGUCCAGCCACGCGCGCUCGCACCUGCGCCAGCUGGGCAUCACCGAAUGGUCGGUGAACGGCUCGCCCAUCGACACGCUGCGGGAGCUCAUCGCCCGCCGCGGGCUGCCCUGUGCCCUGCCCCUACGGCCCCUGAAGUCGUCCCCACGUUCGCCGGGCUCCCCCCGCUCCCCCCCGGCCAUCUCCCCAUCCUCCCACAGCUCUGGCAAACGUCCACCUUUCACCCUACCCCAGAGCCACACGCCCACGGCCCGCAAGGUUGGCUCCGUGCUGCCAGCCAAACCAAAGCCUGAGCCAGUGCAGGUGGAGCUGAGCGGGUCAGGCCCUGCAGUGGGUGGGGGCAGCUUCAGCCCUGACCCUGGUCCCCCGAGCUGGACCAGUCACGACGCCAACCUGCCCCUCAGCCUCGCGCCGCCUCUGGAUCCGGAGCCUACCCGGGAUAUCCGCUGCGAGUUCUGCGGGGAGUACUUCGAGAACCGCAAGGGCCUGUCCAGCCACGCGCGCUCGCACCUGCGCCAGCUGGGCAUCACCGAGUGGUCGGUGAACGGCUCGCCCAUCGACACGCUGCGGGAGCUCAUGCGCAAGCGGGGCACCGUCCCCGCAUCUGCUGCUCCAAUCAAGAAGGAGCCUGGGUUUGGGGGCGGGGCCUGGGAGGAGCUGACCUACCUGCCGCCCAAGUUCUCCCGCAAGUCGCCGCUGACCAUGGUACACCCGGGGCCUCGGCCGCACAAGCACGGCGGCCCCUCCCUUUCCGCCGCGCCCUUAAAUGGGAAGGGAGCUGGCUUCGUGGGCGUGUCCUUGCUAGGGAAGAGGCCCCUCCCAGAAGUGCCUCACCUACUGGAGAAGGCCAAGCCCAAAGCAUUCUCACCCUCGCCUCUGGAUUUCUCCUUCAAGGGGAAGUCGUCCCCUGAGAAGUUUGCGGCCACCCCCUCAGCUGACGCCAGCUGUGAGCUCUGCGGCUACUACUUUGAGAACCGCAAGGCCCUGGCGAGCCACGCCCGCGCCCACCUGCGGCAGUUCGGCGUGACCGAGUGGUGCGUCAAUGGCUCGCCCAUUGAGACGCUGAGCGCCUGGAUGCGCAGCCGGCCGCACAAGGUGGCCGAGAUGCACCGGCGCUACCUGCAGGGCGACCGGCCCUUCCCCAAGAAGAAGUGUGGCUCCGCCUCUGUCCCCCCUCUAAGCGCUGACUCCAGGGAUGCCACGUCCUCUGGCCUGCACAAGCCCCCAUCGUCACAUCGGCCCAGCUUGGGGUCGCCCCUGGGGCGGCGGGCGGGCCGUGAGGUCACCAGCGCCCCCUGGGGGGCCGGUGCUUCGCUGCAGCAGGGGUCCCACGGGAUGUCCCGCCAGGGUCUGCCGCCGCACUCACAGGUGGCGAGGAGUGAGCUCAAUGUGCGCUCGCCCCGAGGUUUUGAACGUCGGCCCCCAAAGCACUUACCCCAUUCUGAAAGCGGCGAGAGGGACAGCCGACCCCCGCAGACCCCCCGCACCAGCACCAUCCCAGCUCUCGUACCAAAGCCCCCCUCCACCCCACUGGUCAAGCUGGUGGGCAAGGUCUACUCUCUGAAGUGCAGGUUCUGCGAGGUGGAGUUCCAUGGCCCGCUCUCCGUGCAGGAGGACUGGGUCAGGCAUCUGCAGCAGCACAUCCUGGAGCUCAACUUCAACAAAUCCCAGCCUCCCUCCACCCCCGGCUCGGGCCCCGCCCCCACCCAAGGCCCCGCCCCCACAACACCGCCCUCGACCACGCCCCCAGCUCCAGCCCUGGAAAGCCUUCCGGCUCCUUAG